This is a messenger RNA of Fusarium redolens, 1321 nucleotides long. RefSeq lists its product as uncharacterized. The record is from RefSeq and is a predicted model, not a curated record. The coding region runs from base 102 to 1196 and encodes 364 amino acids. Lineage: Eukaryota; Fungi; Ascomycota; Sordariomycetes; Hypocreales; Nectriaceae. The transcript has a single exon.
CUGGACUUCCUUCUUCGUAACAUUCUGUCUCAGUUUCACUUUCUUAACUCAGUCAUUCCUUGACGCCUUUGGGCAAUUUUCAUUCUUUACUGUUUAUCAUAAUGGUUAAAUCAAAGCGCAUCGUGGCUGCUUUGGCCUACCUCAGCAUCAUUGGCGUAAACGCUAGCCCAUGCAAGCCACAUACCACGACUGGUAUCACCGAGACAGCCUCUUCUGCCACCUCUCAAUCAACGGUGUCUGGAUCUGUUACCAUACCGGCGUCUGUUACCGAGACUAGUACCUCGAUCGUCAGCUCCGAGACUGAAUCGGCUACGGACUCAAGCACUCUAAUCGAGUCCACUGCAACCACCGACGCCACUACUACUGCCAUUGGGGCUUCCACAACCGGGUUCUCUUCAACAAUCGAGACAACAACUACCGCUGCAGCCACCACGUCUUCAGCUGCUCCCGAGGUCUUUUGCAACAACCAAAUCUAUCGUGGCAACGCUUUAAGCCGUGGUUACACAACAACUGAAGCCAUCAGCGAGCAGGAAUGCUGGGAGAACUGUGUUGGUGAUGAGAGCUGUAACUCGUGGUUCUUCCUUACAGCCGGAGCUUGCAACCUCUAUACAGAGACCUUGCCCCAGUUCAGUGCUCCUUCUAAUGAAGAUGGUCUCUUGAUUGGAUCACGCAACUGCUCUCCUCGUGACUAUCAGGAUUGUAACGGUGACAUUGGCUUUGGUUGGGCCGGGAGGGAACCCGAUGAGCAUACCAACAAUGUUUUACUCGAAGCCGACUGCGCCCAUUUGUGCAUGAAAAACGGCCUCUGCGAUGUUUGGCAAUACGACAGCCUCUUCCAGACCUGCAACAUGUUCUCCGGUUCCUUUUCAGACUUGGUUACUUUGGAGUCUGACGGUACAGGAGACGGCAGAAAGAUGCUCAUCGGUGCACGAAGCUGCUCUUCAGACUUCUUCAAGCCUGUGCUUGGGGCAUGUAAUGGCGAGAUGGCGUGGAAUAACAACUGGCCACAACCUUACAGAAGCUUCGAUCAGUACAAGACCGUUGCUACAUGCGCGCGCGCCUGCUCGAUCGACCCUAUGUGCUUAUCCUGGUAUGUGUGGGAUGGACAUGGGGAUUGUGAGUUUUCGAAAUUUGAUCUUGACUCGGACCCAACCGAUUUGGCUACUGCAGGUUCUCGAAACUGCGGUGUUCCCUGAGAUUCUAUAGUGGCCUCAUUGACCCUUGGUAACAAGAUUUGGUUGAGAUAAAGGCUCUGGUCUUUAGACCUGCGUUUUUACAUAGUCUUAUCCCUUUAAUAUAUUGUACCAUAGUUCUUGCAUAC